Pipistrellus kuhlii (Kuhl's pipistrelle) is the source of this 3243-nucleotide messenger RNA. RefSeq names its product glycoprotein Ib platelet subunit alpha (gene GP1BA). Bases 551 to 2776 code for a protein of 741 amino acids. The transcript is spliced from 4 exons. Gene Ontology annotation, molecular function: protein binding. Lineage: Eukaryota; Metazoa; Chordata; Mammalia; Chiroptera; Vespertilionidae. The record is from RefSeq and is a predicted model, not a curated record.
UACCUGAGGGGCCCGGGGUGCGUGACGUCACACACACACACACCCACACACACCCGGCCGGAAGCCGCAGGCGGAGCCCGGUCCUCUGACCUCACAAACACACCUCGCCGCCCGCCCGGAGUGGGGCCGCCCCAGCCGCGCCUCUGCGGGGCCGCUCGCGCUCCGCGGCCCUCUCCCUUCCCUGCCACGCCACUCGUGGCAGCCAUGAAGGGGACCCCCGGCUCCCUGGAGACCAUGCUGUGGGUCUACCACUUCCACAGCUCCACGGAGGUGGCGCUCCAGCCCCCGCUCCUGUCUUCGCUGGAGCUCGCCGUGGCCGCGGCCCACGAGUAUCUGGAGCAGAGGUUCGCGGAGCUGAAGUCGCGGGAGCCGCCCGCCCCGGAGCCCACCCUGGGGCUGCUGCUGAGAGAGGCCGCGGCCAGCGUCGUCAACUUGGGCGCCACCUUGUUAGAGGCCCUCCCUCAAGCUGUAAGAAAGAAGGAGUCACACCCUGGAAGAAGCUCUGUGCCUCCGGAGGUUUUUCUGCCUGCUCUUCUGCCUGCCUGUCCUCAUGCCUCUCCUCCUCUUGCUGCUCCUGCUGCCGAGCCUUUCACACUCGGAUUCCUCCUGUGAGAUCUUCAUAGUGGCCAACAAGAUGGAGGUGAACUGUGAAAAGCGGGGCCUGAAGGCGAUGCCUUCAGAUUUGCCGGGCGGCGCCAACAUCCUCCGCCUGGGCGAGAACCCCCUGGGCACCUUCGCCCUGUCGUCCCUGGCGUCGCUGCCCCGCCUUACUCAGGUGCACCUGGGAGACAGCCAGCUGACCGAACUGCGGGCUGAUGCGACGCUGCCGCUGCUGGAGACCCUGGAGGUACCCCACAACCUGCUGUCAAGCCUGCCCGCGCUGGGGCAGAGCCUGCCAGCACUCACCACCCUGGACGCCUCCUACAACAAGCUGACCUCAUUGUCUCCGGGUGUCCUGGACGGCCUGAGCCACCUGCAGGAGCUCUCCCUGUGGAAGAACAAGCUGCGGACGCUGCCGCCCCGGCUCCUGGCGUCCACCGUCCGCCUGAGGAAGCUCAACCUGGCCGAGAACCAGCUGACGGACCUGCCCCCGGAGCUCCUGGAUGGGUUGGAGGAGCUGGACACCCUCUACCUCCAGGGGAACUGGCUGCGCACAGUCCCCGAGGGCUUCUUCGGAGACCGCCUUCUGCCUUUCGCUUUUCUCCACAACAACCCCUGGUUCUGCAACUGCAGCAUCCUCUACUUCAGCCGCUGGCUGCAGCAGAACGCCGACAGCGUGUACUUGUGGAAGGAGGGCGUGGACAACAAGGCCAUGACCCCCAACGUGGAGAGCGUGCGGUGCGUCAACCUGCACCAAAGCCCCGUCUCCGCCUUCCCCGGGAAGGGCUGCGCGCCUCCCAAAGGUGACACAGAGGUCCCUGAGUAUGACGCCACGAGUGCGGAGGUGCCUACCACAAGGGCUGCGGUCUCCCACACCAAAGCCGAUACAACUCCCGGGGGCCUCUUCGCCCCAGAACCGACUGCUUCUCCAGCCAGCCACGUGCCCUACUUGCCUCCAUCCCCUGAGCCCACUAAGAAACAGACCACAUUUCCAACCACAUUAGAACCCAUUACAUCCUCCCACACUCCCAAACCCACGACUGAAACCACCACAACCCGGACCACCCCAGAGCCCACCACGACCCCAACUACCCCAGAGCCCACCACGGCCCCGACCACCCUAGAGCCCACCACACCCCCGUCUACCCCAGAGCCCACCACAGCCCCGACGACCCCAGAAACCACCACAACCCUGAGCACCCCAGAGCCCACCACAGCCCCGACGACCCCAGAAACCACCACGGCCCCAACUACCCCAGAGCCCACCACGGCCCCGACCACCCUAGAGCCCACCACACCCCCGUCUACCCCAGAGCCCACCACAGCCCCGACGACCCCAGAAACCACCACAACCCUGAGCACCCCAGAGCCCACCACAGCCCCGACGACCCCAGAAACCACCACGGCCCCAACUACCCCAGAGCCCACCACGGCCCCAACUACCCCAGAGCCCACCACACCCCCGACCACCCCAGAGCCGACCACACCCCCGACCACCCCAGAGCCCACCACGGCCCCAACUACCCCAGAGCCCACUAUACCCCCAACUACCCCAGAGCCCACCACACCCCCAAGCACCCCAGAAACCACCACGACCCCGACCACCCCGGAAACCACCACACUACAUACCACCUCAGAACUGACCACAUUAACCACCACAGAACCCGCCUCCCUCCCUCCCUUAGAAUCCACAACAAUCACCCCUGACUUUUUCGACCUCGCCAAGGUCCGAGGAUUAGCUCAAGGGAAUGUGGAUAGCUCCCAAAGGGACCCUUUUCUCAGCCCCGACUUCUGCUGUCUCCUUCCCCUGGGCUUCUACAUCCUGGGCCUCCUCUGGCUCCUGUUUGCCUCUGUGGUCCUCCUCCUGCUGCUGAUCCGGGUCCGGCACCUGAAGGCACGGCCCCUGGACUUCGGCCAGCCUGUUGCCCUGACCACAGCCACGCACACCACCUAUCUGGAGCUGGAGAGGGGAAGGCAGGUGGCUGUGCCCCGGGCCUGGCUGCUUUUCCUCCAGGGAUCAUUCCCAACUUUCCGCUCCAGCCUGUUCCUGUGGAUCCGGCCCAAUGGCCGUGUGGGGCCUCUGGUGGCAGGACGGCGGCCCUCAGCCCUGAGUCUGGGCCGUGGUCAGGACCUGCUGGGCACAGUGGGCCUUAGGUACUCCGGCCACAGCCUCUGAGGUUGGGCGAUUUGGGGACUUGGAGAGGCUCUGGUGGGAUCUGGUGGGGGGUGGGGGCUAGUGACAAUCACAGGGUCACGGGGAGGUCUCACUUUUUUAUCAGAAGCCUCCCCUUCAUACCACAGGAACAACCUCAAAACCAGUCAGCCAGGAGAGGAAGUGAGAUGGAGUUGUGUGGCUCAUAGAAAAAAAAGCAUUAGAUGAGGUGGGGUGGCAGACCACUGGGUUAUUACCACUUUGAUUGAUGUUUCUACUUCUCUAUUCCUCUCCCUCUCUAAAAAGAAAAAUCAAUAAAAGCAUUUUUUUUUUUAAUAGAAGACUGGCCCCCACGUUUAUCUGUGUAUUGAAAAUUUGAAGAGAUUUAUCAAGAUGUGAACCCUGAUUGUCUCGGGGUGGUAUAUGGUCUUCCUUUCCUCUGCUUGGCCUUUUCUAUCAUCAUAUUAUUGGUAUAAUAAAAAGUAAUUUCA